Molecule: messenger RNA, 4912 nt
Organism: Drosophila gunungcola (fruit fly)
Lineage: Eukaryota; Metazoa; Arthropoda; Insecta; Diptera; Drosophilidae
Gene: ss
Product: single-minded homolog 2
Exons: 9
Coding region: 702-3788 (1028 amino acids)
Biological process (GO): regulation of transcription by RNA polymerase II
Cellular component (GO): nucleus; aryl hydrocarbon receptor complex
Molecular function (GO): transcription cis-regulatory region binding; protein dimerization activity; nuclear receptor activity
Source: RefSeq, a predicted model, not a curated record
AUCUCAAAGCGUUUACGUGGCCGCAGCGCUGCAGAGUCGGGUUUGAAAGAGAAAGAGAGAGCCCCCGCCCCCCUGUGACGCGUGCGAGACAGAGAGAGCGCGUUGCAGUCUCCUCCGCCCGAGUGUUUCGUUUCAAAUGCCUGCGUUCCGUCUGUCCCAGUCCGUUUUUUUUGGCACUGUUGUUCAUUCGCUCAUUCACUCGUUUCUGGCGCUCGCGUGCAGUCGCUGCUCCCUCCUAACGGUUGUUCGCCGUCGCCAGAUCCCGCUAAAGUUUCGCAUAAAAUCACUCAUAUAGCUCCAGCCAACUGAAACUACAGUGCAAUAAAAAAAAAGGAGCGCGAGAAAUGAAAAAAGCAAACAAAAUGUAAGCGUGAUGAUAAUUAAAAAUAAAUACAAAGAAGAAAAAUACGAAAUUUACGCGUGGCUACAACUCCGAAACCGAAAACCCGCAGCAGGAUCUCUACGGAUCUGAUCGCACUCAGCUUCUGGCUGUCUGUGUGCGAGUCCGUGUGUGAGAGUGUACGCAGAGCAAGCCAAAUCAAUAAAUAAAAACCAAUUACAAAAAAAAAGUCCAACACGAAGAGAAUCAACCUGCAGUACGAUAGACAAGCAGAAGGCAGAAGACAACGAAAAAUUGAUACGAAAAAUAAUAAGAGUAAAAAUCAUCCACAACGGCGACCAUAACGAACUCCGCCCUAGCAAUGAGCCAGCUGGGCACCGUCUACGCCACCAAGCGAAGGCGACGCAACGGCAAGAGCCUGAAGCCGCCGCCCAAGGAUGGCGUCACAAAGAGCAAUCCAUCAAAGCGGCAUCGGGAGCGCCUCAACGCCGAGCUGGAUCUUUUGGCCUCGCUGCUGCCCUUUGAGCAGAACAUCUUGAGCAAACUGGAUCGACUGAGCAUUCUAAGGCUGUCCGUUAGUUAUUUAAGAACCAAAAGUUAUUUUCAAGUUGUUAUGCAUAAGGAAAAGGAGGAGAACGGAGUCCUGCCCCACAUACACGCACACGACGGCUACAGGACACGAGAGCUGGGCGCCUUCGAGCACGGCCUGUUGGAUGGUGAUAUGUUCCUCCAGGCCCUAAAUGGAUUUCUAAUGAUACUGACAUGCGAAGGCGAAGUCUUCUUUGCCACGCACAGCAUCGAGAGCUAUUUGGGAUUUCAUCAGUCGGACAUCGUCCACCAGUCAGUGUACGAACUGGUCCACUCGGAGGAUCGCGAGGAACUGCAGCGCCAGCUGCUGUGGAACAGCUUCCUGCCCGCCGACAUGUCCAGCAUGCAGCUGGCAGAGACUUUGGCGCCGGACAAGGCGCUCUACCUGGAGCGCAGCUUCACCGUCCGCUUCCGCUGCCUGCUGGACAACACGAGCGGCUUCCUGCGCCUGGACAUCCGCGGCCGCAUCAAGGUCCUGCACGGCCAGAACCGCAAGACGGAGGAGCCGCCGCUGGCCCUCUUCGCCUACUGCACGCCCUUCGGACCGCCAAGCCUGCUCGAGAUCCCGCACAAGGAGAACAUGUUCAAGUCCAAGCACAAGCUCGACUUCUCGCUGGUCUCCAUGGACCAGCGCGGCAAGCACAUCCUGGGCUACGCGGACGCCGAGCUGGUCAACAUGGGCGGCUACGACCUGGUGCACUACGACGACCUCGCCUACGUGGCCAGUGCCCAUCAGGAGCUUCUGAAAACGGGAGCCUCCGGCAUGAUUGCCUAUCGCUACCAGAAGAAGGACGGCGAGUGGCAGUGGCUGCAAACGAGCUCACGUCUGGUGUACAAAAAUUCCAAGCCGGACUUUGUGAUCUGCACGCACCGCCAGCUGAUGGACGAGGAGGGCCACGAUCUGCUGGGCAAGCGGACGAUGGACUUCAAGGUCAGCUACCUGGACACGGGCCUGGCGUCCACCUACUUCUCCGAGGCGGAUCAGCUGGUUGUGCCGCCGAGCGCUUCUCCGACGGCCCACGCCCUGCCGCCGCCGGUGACGCCAACGCGUCCCAAUCGCCGUUACAAGACGCAGUUGCGCGACUUCCUCUCCACCUGCCGCAGCAAGCGCAAGCUGCAGCAGCAGCAAAAUCAGCAGCAGACGCAGCAAACCUCUCCCCUGGGUGGUCCGGUGGGUUCGCCUGCUCCGGCCGUGGCCGUGGAGUACUUGCCCGAUCCGGCGGCUGCGGUGGCCGCCGCCUACUCCAACCUGAACCCCAUGUACACGACCUCGCCGUACGCUAGUGCCGCGGACAAUCUCUACAUGGGCAGCUCCAUGCCGGCCAACGCCUUCUACCCGGUCAGUGAGAACCUCUUCCAUCAGUACCGACUGCAGGGCGCCGUCGGUGGCUACUACACGGACUACCCGCACUCCGGCGCCCCGGCAUCGGCCUACGUGGCGAAUGGCUUCCUCUCCUACGACGGAUACGCCAUCGCCUCCAAGGCGGACGAAAAGUGGCAGGAGACGGGCAAGUACUACAGUGGCUACAGCAGCGGCUACGGGAGCCCGACAUCCACGCCACAGCAAAUUCCCCUUAAGACGCCGAAGUCUUCACCCCAGGUCAUGGAGGUGAUCUCCUGCUCCUCGGACGGACCCUCGCCCGUGGGCGGCGCCACGCCCAAUGGCGUUGGCAGUGCCACGCCCAAAGUGGAGCUGGCCGCAGCAACGGCUGCAGCAGCUGCGAGCCAGGAUCCCUACGAGCGUCAGACGGUGCUAAUGUGGGGCACCACGCACUCGAGCGGGGUGCCGCUGAACAGUCUGCAGGGUGGACGGAGUGGGACUGGAAAUCCGGGCUCCCCGCAGCGAGCCACGCCUCUGACCAACGGACUGGGCUAUCCCGGCGCCAGCAAUAAUAACAACGAGCACGAACCUGCAACGGCGGCCAAGUGGAACGGGACAAAGGAGCUGCCGGGAAAGUCGGCCAGCGCCAGUACGCCGGAGAGCUACCAGAUGCAGCACGACGACUCCGGCCUGUACUCCGCCUCCUCGCACACAACGUCGCCCCAGCAGCAGCAACAACAACAGCAACAGCAGCAGCAGCUACAGCAGUCGCAGCGAGGAGUGGGUUCCAAUGUUAGCGCUCCCAGCAGCUCCCUCACCAGCACCACGGGCACAGAUCAGCAGGCGGUGCACCCACCCAGUUGCCACCAACAACAGCAACAGCAACAGCAGCAGCAGCAGACGCAACACCAUCACGCCCACCCGCAUCCGCACUCGCAUCAUCACCACCAUCAUCACCACCACCAUGAGACGGCGCAUCAGCACAGCAGCGAGAUCAUACUCACCAACCAUCAGCAGCAGCAGCAGCAGCAAUCGCUGGCCGGCUAUCCGCUGCACCAUCAGCUGGUGGGAGUCGGAUCAGGAUCACCGCCGCCGCCAUCCGCGUUGUCCCGCUCGCCCACAGCUCUGCCGGCGGUGAGUAGCCUGCUCAACGGAUCAGCUUCAGCAGGAUCAGGAUCAGGAUCGGCAGCCGACAUACCCUACCAGCAGCUGGCCAUUGUGUCCGCUCCGCUGGUGAUCUGCGCCGAGGAGGUGGGCAUUGGACGUAAGUCAUCCAAGCAGCAACAACAGCAGCAGUCGCUGCAGCAACUGCAGCAGCAACCGUCCCUGCAACAGCAGCAACAUGCAAUUUACCAGCAGCAGCAACACCACCACCACCACCACACGCAGCACCAUUCGCAUCAUCAGCUGCUCUAUCCGGCGAACAUUACGGCGCACACGGCGCUGGCCUAUGCCCCGCCCACCGCCGGGGGGGCGUACGCCGAUGGCAGUCCGCUGCUCUCCUUCUCCGAGGUGACCAACACGCUACUCAACCAGUGAAUCCUGACUCAGUGAUUGUCGAGACGAGACGAAGCGCCGAAGGAGGCCGUUCAACAGUUUUGCCAAAAUGUGGACUAUGACUAUCGUAUCUUCCAUAAUCUGAACCAGCUACGAAUGGAUAUAGCCAGAGCACGCCAUUCGUCCACCCACUCCUUGGUUGACAGCAGCAACAGAAGCAGAGAAGAUUUAUAUUUAUUUUACUGUGAUAAUUUAUAGAUACAUUGUAUUGUAUGUGACACUAGGUUUGCCCAUUAACAAAUCCAUAACAGCCGUAAUAUUCGUAUCCAAACUUCCAGGGAAUUGGAAAUGGGUACUGCAACCUUGACCAGCACAAAGUUAGGCAGCGACACCCCGUUUUAUCCUAAGCAAUCAUGGGUAGACGGCGGCCAGCUUCGACAUUCAAUUUCAGUUGUAGUUACAACCAAAGAUUUCUCUAACUUAUACUUAUCAUUUUAGCAUAAUACGAUCCAUCCAAUUGGCUUCGAUGUGUUGCGCCAAACUUUAGUUACAUUUCAGUUACACUCGUGAGCAGAGUAAGGAAUAAAUGCAUAAAUAGUUGCGUUUAAGAGUGCUUGAGUAGCAUUUAAGUGAAUAACAGAUGCUUGUAUCCAUAUUUAAUUGAACUUUAGACGUAACGAGUAAUGCAAGAUAAAGUAAUUUUCAUGAUUCCUAUCGUUUAGCAUGUAAUUAAAUUAAUCCGUAAGCGGAUAUAUUUAUAACUGUAUACACAUAAUGUAUUGUAUGUUUAAAGUUUUCUUGGAAUUUCUAGUCGCCCGCAUAAAACAUUUACUUAUAAAUUAAACAACUACCACACAAAAUACACUUGUAUGGUAAACAUAUUUUGCAAUUCGGAAGUAAUACUGUAGUCUGUACUACUUGUAUGAUGAUGACCGACUACUGGUAACCAGCAAUGAAAAAUCGAUCGAAAUUACCGCUUUAAAUUCGAUGUUUAUGUAUUCGAAAAAAUAAAUAAUUAAUUUAAAAUGUAGAUAACCUGUCAGCUAAUUAAAAUAAAACGUUUAAUACAAUUUCAAUUAAAAACUAAUAAAAAAAACCCGAGUGCAUGUCAAGCGCGCCUAUCCAAAACAAUCAGAGCGAAAUAAAUCUAGAAAAUAAUCGAACUA